This is a messenger RNA of Schistocerca serialis cubense, 552 nucleotides long. RefSeq lists its product as uncharacterized. Bases 1 to 552 code for a protein of 183 amino acids. The record is from RefSeq and is a predicted model, not a curated record. Lineage: Eukaryota; Metazoa; Arthropoda; Insecta; Orthoptera; Acrididae. The transcript has a single exon.
AUGUUAAAUGACUUGAGCAAUAAAAAAUUAAAAGAAGAAUUCAAAAAGUAUCAGAAAUACUAUGUAGAGCUCCUAAUUUCAGAAAAACAGAAACAUUUUGAAAGUGUCAUUCAGAACUCAAAUAAUAUCACCAAAACAUCAUGGUCACUAGUAAAUAGAGAAAUAGGUAAAUCUGGGAACCAUACAACCGAAAAUCACUUGCUGAUAAAUGGCACAAUAGAAACUGAUCAGAAUAAGAUAGCAGAUCUAUUUAACAAUUACUUUGCUUCUGUUGGCUCCAGCAUAAACAAUCAGCUUAAAAAUCAUAAAUACAAAUUCAGAGGAACUCCAGUGUCAGGAAGUAUAUUUUUGAUGCCAACAAGUAAAGAAGAAAUAAUUAAAAUAGUGAGUAGCUUAAAGAAUUCCCAUGCAGCAGGAUAUGAUGGUCUUAGUCUGGACACUCUUAAGAAAUGUAUACAUAAAAUUGCAUCACCUUUAUCAACAAUUAUCAAUUCUCAUAUGGAAGAUGGUUUAUUUCCAGAUGAGUUUUCAAAAAAGGAAACAGGAAUUUAG